This is a messenger RNA of Diatraea saccharalis (sugarcane borer), 1452 nucleotides long. NCBI's taxonomy places the organism in Eukaryota, Metazoa, Arthropoda, Insecta, Lepidoptera, Crambidae. The record is from the annotation of a GenBank genome assembly.
GUAAACAAAUCAACUUUUAGUUUUACAUGUGGAAAAUAACUAAUUUGUUAUUUUGUUUGCCGAAUAUACUAUUUUUUUUCUUUAUCUAUAUACAAAAUGAGUUACAAAAAACAAGCAGUGAAGAAAAUUAAAUCCCUUUGUUAUUUAACGCUUGGAGGUUCUGUAGCAUACCAAUGCAUUUAUUUCAAGAAAGAUUUUAAUGGAUAUUAUGACAAAGUAUUAAGACCUGUGAGCCAAUUCAUAAAUCCAGAAUGGGCACAUUUAAUCGGCGUGUCAGCGCUUAAGUAUGGUGUAAUCCCUCCUGAACGUUAUAGGGACCCUAAAAUUUUAGAAACAACAUUUCUUGGUCAUUAUCUAAGCAAUCCCAUAGGUAUAGCAGCAGGAUUUGAUAAGCAUGGAGAUGCCAUAAAAGGUUUAAGGAACAUUGGAUUCUCAAUCAUUGAAAUAGGUUCAGUCACUCCUGAAGCUCAACCUGGAAACCCAAAACCUCGUGUUUUCAGAUUACCAGAAGAUAAGGCAGUAAUAAAUAGAUAUGGGUUUAAUAGUGAAGGUCAUGAUGAAGUAUAUAAAAAAUUGCAAAAUAUAGACAAAACUAUAUUAAAUAAAGGAUUGUUAGGUAUCAAUUUAGGAAAAAAUAAACUAUCUCAAAAUGCUAAUGAAGAUUAUGUACGAGGAGUCAAGAAAUUUGGAAAUAUCGCAGAUUAUUUUGUGAUAAAUAUCAGCAGUCCAAAUACUCCUGGUUUGAGAUCAUUACAAAAUAAAGAUGAAUUAAAGUCCCUACUUACUGAAUUGAACAAAAUUCGAAACACAAUGUCACUUGAUUACAAUAAACCUUUGUUAUUGAAGUUGGCUCCUGAUCUCAGUUUUGAUGAGAUGAAAGAUAUUGUAUCAAUUAUUAUGAAAAAUGAAAGUAAAGUUGACGGUCUUAUAAUUUCUAACACAACAGUGGAUCGUUCUUUCCUUGUAAAUAAAGAGUUUUCAACAGAGGCUGGUGGACUUAGUGGCAAACCUCUAUAUAAUAAAUCAACUGAUAUGAUCAAACAAAUGUACAAAUUAACAAAAGGGAAAAUACCUAUUAUAGGUGUUGGAGGUGUAUUUAGUGGUCAAGAUGCAUAUGAAAAAAUCUUAGCAGGGGCCAGUGUAAUACAAAUAUAUACAGCACUUAUAUACCAUGGACCUCCUAUUGUAACUAAAAUUAAAACUGAAUUAGCUGAACUACUUGAAAAAAAUGGUUAUAGCAAUGUAAAUGAAGCUGUUGGUAAAGGGGUGCAAUGACAUCCAAUAAGUUCUAUUAUACAUGCAAAGUAUUAUAAAAUAUGCUUUUAUCUAGCAAAUCAUACAACAUUUGAUUUUAACAACUCAAGAUGAAUUUAAGUCCUUUAAUUCUGGAUUUCCUGCAAGAAUACCAAAUAUGUUACAUUGUUUGAAAUAAAUAAGAUUAACAUUUGAUUA